Messenger RNA from Protopolystoma xenopodis, 195 nucleotides. Lineage: Eukaryota; Metazoa; Platyhelminthes; Monogenea; Polystomatidea; Polystomatidae. The record is from the annotation of a GenBank genome assembly.
AUGGUGGAGGCAAGUCUUUUUGGUAAAGACGACAAACCGACAAAGUCUCGCAAAACCUUGAUGACGGAUGCCAUCCAGUUUCGGGUCGAGAGUUGCGGCCUGGCCCCACAAAUGCUGCCUACUGGAGAGAUGGUACCGGCAGUCAACCAACUGAUGAAAAACAAACACUCGAAACUACUUUUUCAGGUGGGUUGA